Messenger RNA from Acaulospora morrowiae, 375 nucleotides. NCBI's taxonomy places the organism in Eukaryota, Fungi, Glomeromycota, Glomeromycetes, Diversisporales, Acaulosporaceae. The record is from the annotation of a GenBank genome assembly.
AUGUGCAAUGACGUAAGAGAGGGUAUAUUUUGUGUAGACGAUGACGAAAGAUUUGGAGACAAAAAGAGGCGUGGUGCCGAGGACCCGCGUGCGACAGUGGCUUUUUUUGACCAAGAUUUGGUCCGAUGCGGCGUUACUGGACCAUCCGUCGGCAGUGCAGCUUGUAUAUCGGACCUAAUAAAUGCCGAUGAGCUGUGUGAUGAUGAAAUUGAUCUGAGAUAUGGCGGUGCGAUUUAUGAUCUAUCGAGCGAGCAGAUCGCGUGUCAAGCUAACGUCGGUAUGCUCACACUUUUGGCAGAUCAUUUCGUCGAACUCAUUGGUUCUGACGUUUUCUCCUCUACGGCCAUCAUAAGUAGAAGAUUGAGGACAAGGUGA